Messenger RNA from Andrographis paniculata, 1470 nucleotides. RefSeq lists its product as uncharacterized. Bases 1 to 1470 code for a protein of 489 amino acids. Gene Ontology annotation, biological process: DNA integration. The record is from RefSeq and is a predicted model, not a curated record. The transcript has a single exon. Gene Ontology annotation, molecular function: nucleic acid binding; RNA-DNA hybrid ribonuclease activity. Lineage: Eukaryota; Viridiplantae; Streptophyta; Magnoliopsida; Lamiales; Acanthaceae.
AUGAAUGAUGCAGAGACAAGGUACAUUCCUAUGGAAAAAUUAUGUCUUGCAUUAUUUUACGCUUGUACGAAACUUGAAUAUUAUCUAGCCCCGAGAGAAACAGAAGUGGUAUGUCACGUCGAUAUUUUGAGAUACCUUUUAAGCAGGCCAGCUUUAAGGGGAAGACAAGCAAAAUGGGCCGUAAAGCUAGCCGCGUUCAAUCUACGAUAUGUACCGAUCAAAGCUGUUAGGGGACAAUUCGUUGCUAAUUUUCUAGCAGAUCAUCCGAGCUCGGAAAUUGUCCAAGCGACUGACCGUAUGGAAGUUGUUAUCGGUCCAAUGCCGUGGAUCCUGAAGUUUGAUGGGUCCAGCAUGCAGAUGAGUGCUGGAGCUGGGGUAUUAAUCGAGAGUCCCUGGGGACAAAAGUGGACUGUUGCUAGGCCAUUAACACCCGGAUUCACUAACAAUCAAGCAGAAUACGAAGCCUUAUUAGUUGGAUUGAGAAUCCUACGUAAAAAAGGGGCUAAGGCGAUUAGAGCUCAAGGCGACUCACAACUAAUUUUGAAGCAGAUUACUGGAGAGUUCCAAUGCAAAGACGAGAGGAUGAGAAAUCUUCGAAUGGAAGUAGUUAGGAUGUUGCAAACCUUCGACGAUGCAGUGGUGGAAUUCAUACCUCGAGCCGAAAACAAGAUAGCUAAUGAUUUGGCCCAAGAAGCCUCUGGGUAUAAGUCAUCAUCCGCAGGAAACUUCAAAUCGGGCCGAGUAUACCUGUAUCCAGUGGAUGCAGAAGAUUGGCGCAUGGAACUAAAGAAAUACUUGGAACAACCAACCGGUGAAACUCCGGAAAAGCUGCGGAAAGAGGCUCUGAAGUAUACUCUGAUUGACGGAGAUCUUUUCCGCAGAGCCGCCGAUGGAAUGUUAAUGAGAUGCGUAGAUAAUCAAGAAGCUAUGAAGGUGAUGGGUGAGGUGCAUGAAGGAAUUUGUGGAGCGCACAAAUCCGGACCAAUCAUGAGAUGGACGAUCCGACGAUAUGGGUAUUUCUGGCCAUCAAUGACGGAAUAUUGUAUUAAGUAUGCUCAAGGAUGUGAAGCGUGUCAGCGGCAUGGUCCUUUGAUCCGAAUUCCGGCGGAAGAAUUGCACGCAGUGGUGAAACCAUGGCCAUUCCGGGGAUGGGCGAUGGAUAUCAUUGGGAAGAUCCAUCCGCCAUCUUCCAGACGCCACUCGUUCAUAUUGGUGGCCACGGACUAUUUCACAAAAUGGACAGAAGCUGUACCGUUGGCCAAUGUGACAUAUCAGGAAGUGAUCAAGUUCAUUAAGGAGCACAUUAUUCAUCGGUACGGAAUCCCGCAGACGAUUACCGCCGGUCAAGGCACUGUUUUACCAGCGACAGAGUGGCCGCCUUCGCCGCACAGUAUGGGAUUGCUCUUCUGCAUUCGUCCCCGUAUUAUGCGCAGGGAAAUGGGCAGGCCGAAGCCGCCAACAAAGUCUUAA